Aspergillus homomorphus CBS 101889 is the source of this 1392-nucleotide messenger RNA. RefSeq lists its product as uncharacterized. The record is from RefSeq and is a predicted model, not a curated record. Bases 1 to 1392 code for a protein of 463 amino acids. Lineage: Eukaryota; Fungi; Ascomycota; Eurotiomycetes; Eurotiales; Aspergillaceae. The transcript has a single exon.
AUGGACCUCCCGCUUCCCAAUGAUAUUCUCCUCCUGGUUGGGGAGUUCGUGGAAGAUCAUUGGGACCGUUACAAUCUGCUCUUGGUCUCUCAUCGAUUUCAUGACUUGUUUCUACACUUGCUUUACCGAGCUGCCACUUUGAAGAGCUGCGCUCAAAUUCAAUCGUUCCUGGGAGCGCUGCUCCAUCGCCCCGAGCUGGCUCGGGCUGUCCGCGCAGUGGACUUUCAUGACUGGCAGCAGUCUCGAGCGGCCUCAGCUUCUUAUCCGUUCGCCGUGACUGAUUCAACACAUUUCAUAAACUUGGCGGAAACCCUCAGCCAGACCGAAGAAGAACAGAAACGAUGGGUUCAGGACCUCUCGAAUGGAGUCGCGGAAGCAUGGUUCGCUCUUCUCUUGCCCUUAAUAGGCAAUCUGAGACAUCUUCAGCUGGCGUACUCCAAGAACAACAAUUACCUUGACCGUAUGAUGCAACGAGCCGUGAAGGGGGAGAAUCCAUUUCACGUUCAGCCCGCCUUCCGCAUGCUGCAAAGUGUUUCCUUGAGCCAUUUGCCGGACGACGAGGACAGCCGAGGGAGCUUCACGCCGUUGCAGGUCCUUCCAUUCUUUCAAUUGCCAUCCAUGCGAACCUUUUCCGCCGAUUCUGUCCUCGAGUCUAUGCAAUUAGAGGAGAGUGAGUCGCAACUGACGGAAACCGUCAGCUCCUCGCCCAUUACAGAGAUCACACUCCGCACGAGUAGUGGUUCCCGGGGUAUGGUGAGCUUGAUCGCUGCCUGCUCUUCCCUGAAAUCGUUCAAGUAUCAGCACUCCGAUUCGCACCUUCUGGCCGAGGGCUACCGGCCAUCCUCUUUCUACCGAUCGCUAGACGCGAGCAAAGGUUGUCUGCAGAGUUUGUGGCUAGAUAAUUGCGGCACCCACCUACCUUUCACCAUCGCUGGGGCAAACGAGACACACGACGAAUGGUUCGGUCCAUUGACUGAGUUCACCGCGCUGAAGGAUUUGCGUAUUCGUCUGCCUAACCUGCUCGAUGUCCGCUACCAACUCGAUCCAUCCUGCCCACUUAUGGAUAUUCUUCCGGCGUCGCUGAAUUCCCUUUAUGUGGAAGGAUGCAAAGAGAACUCGCUGGGUAUGCUUGUGAGACAGCUGAAGUCGGUGCUCCAGAAGCGCAAAACACAGUUCUCGAAUCUGAAGCGACUAGAUAUCGAGGGCUCCUUCCACGACGAGGAGGACGAAGAGGCGUCUGGCUAUCAGGCGUCCGACUCAACGAAUCAGAGGUUCAUCCGACCACGGGUGUAUGAGAUGGCUGAACCGCUACGCGAGGUGUGUGCCGAGGCAGGAAUUGACCUCUAUCUUCGCGACCGUGACUGUCUGGACACGAUGCGAGAUUAUUUCUGA